Molecule: messenger RNA, 2226 nt
Organism: Cyclocybe aegerita
Lineage: Eukaryota; Fungi; Basidiomycota; Agaricomycetes; Agaricales; Hemipholiotaceae
Source: the annotation of a GenBank genome assembly
AUGGCACAAACUCCACCAACGCACCCAAACGCGGAGCUUCUCCAGAGCGCGACGAAGGGGUUCGACUUCCUGUUUUGCAACGACAUCGUCAGUGCCAGGAAGCAUUUCGAGCCCAAAGAUGACCCGUUUCACCUCAUGGGUCUUGGGGUCUGUGCAUUCCUGGAGGCAGCGCUCGGGAUGGAGGCUGGACUUAUGACAGAAGCCUCACGAUGCCUUGCUCUCUCCGAAGCUGGUGCACGAAAGCAAAUGCGCGUUCCCAAGCCCCGCGAUCUGAACUUUCACAGUAGAUUCACAUACGGGUUGGAAUGGGAGAUCCUGAACGCGGAUGCCGUCGUGCUACUGGGUCUGACACACGCCCUGAGCGAGAGUUAUAUGGGCUAUUUGCAGUGCAUGUACUCUCUGAACAGUGCACACUCCAAGUUUACAAAACUCUACAAGACGGUCUUCCCUGCCGGCAUACCGGAAGACUCGCCCUUGAAGCCCCUACCCGACAACCUCUCGCCAACAACCUCCCGCCUCCAAGUUUCGCCAGCCCACCCCGUCGCCAGCCUCGGACACAAAUCCUCCGCAACCUCUCUCGCCUCUUCGAUCUCAACAACCAACCCAUCAGCCAACCCCGAACCGCCCAAGGCCACCUCGAGCUUCUUCUCUCGUUGGGUCGGCUCCGCUGCUGCAGCCGCCUCAACACCGACACUGCCACUCCAGACGGUGAAUAGCGCGGUUGCGCCGGAUGGGCCGGUGGAGGACUUGGUUGUUGCUGGGACGGCGUUUGGGUAUGGCCUGUUUAAUUUGGUGUUUUCGUUGUUGCCGAAGAAGAUCCAAGGGUUGGUCGGGUUCUUUGGGUUCAAGCAUGAUAGGAAGCUGGCGUUGAGGGCGUUGGCGCUCUCGGCUGCGAAGGACGACGUGCACAGCGUCUUUGCUGGAUUGGUGUUGAUGACGUACCAUGGCGUCGUUCUUCUGUUAUCAGGAUACCAGGCGAACGAGGAGAAGUUGCUGAAGGAGUAUAAGGAUAUCGUUGAUCGCAUCGAAUCGCGUUACCCAGCCGGAGCCUUGUGGAUCCUGAAUCGCGCGAAGAUCAUGCGCAUGUCGUACGACGCCGAGAGUGCGAUUCGUGUCCUCCAGGAUGGGCUGAAGCCUGGUAGGCCGCACUCGUUCGCUCAGGCUGACAUGUUGCUCAUUUUCGAACUGGCAUGGACUCUUCUCGGACAGAGACGGUAUCAGGAGGCAGCGGAUACCUUCAUGAAGAUCACGGAGAUUAAUUCUUGGUCUCACGGAACGUACUACUUCAUCGCAGCAGGAUGCUACAUCGCUCUCGGCCAACGAGACAAGGCUCAAGGCAUGCUAGACGCGAUUCCGGACUUGAUCGAUAAGAAGAAGCUGAGUGGGAAGGAUCUGCCGACGGAGUGGCGUUCUACAAGGAGAAGCAUGCACGGAGAGGCGGAGACGGAGUCAAAGUGGGUCGAAGUUGUUAAGAUUAAUCUUGCUGAAGAAAUUGCGAUCUUCUGGAACACACAUACUCGGAUAGCACCGUCAAUCGCCCAAUCGCACAUCGACGAGCUCGUCGCCCUCUCGCCCAAGCUUGUCGUAGAGAUGAAGGAGCCAACAACUCCAAAAACACCGAAGACACCAAGACACAAAACACCCAAAUCGCCGCUGAGCGCGACGAUCAGGUCGUUGCGUUCGCUCGACAUGGCCUCCUCGCCAGCCCCUUCCUCUCCAACCACCGCCACCACCACCUCUACUGCUCUCUCGACGACAAGUUCCGUACCUACGUCAGAUGCCAAGGACGACCUCGACACGAACGAUGAGCUCGCCGAUCCGGGCCCUGCUCAUUGGUAUCACCGCGCGAACGGCAGGGUCAGCACAUGGGUCGGUGGGAUCGCGAUGUUCGAGUUGGCGGUGUUGGAACUGCGGGACGUCGAGAUGUGGAUGAAGGGCACUGGAAUCGUCAACGCGGCUCCGGCUACGGCAGAGAAUGACGACGUGAAGGAGAAGGAGAAGGAGAAUGGUGGUGUUGGCCUGACCGUCAACAUCGAUGCGGUGGAGGACGCUGAGGACAAGAAGUCGGUGUGGGACGAGGCAUUGACAAGUGCCAGUGCGAAGCUGGACGUCGCGCUCGGCCUUGCGGGUAGCUCGAUUGAUCUGUCGAGUCGGCUGGAUACGAGGAUUGCGAUGCUUAGAGAUGAGAUCGCGUUGAAGAGGGAGAUGUUGGGUAUCGUUGUGUAG